Chlamydomonas reinhardtii is the source of this 773-nucleotide messenger RNA. RefSeq lists its product as uncharacterized. The record is from RefSeq and is a predicted model, not a curated record. The transcript is spliced from 4 exons. NCBI's taxonomy places the organism in Eukaryota, Viridiplantae, Chlorophyta, Chlorophyceae, Chlamydomonadales, Chlamydomonadaceae. Bases 280 to 549 code for a protein of 89 amino acids.
CGCCUUGGGGACUCCGUUCGGCUUCAGACCUUGUUGUGCCACAUCACUAGUAUGGUAGCUGAGAUAGUUUACGACUCUGGACGCCUCUGGAGCCCUCUGCCUCAGUAACCCCUCUGUCUCUGUAACACAUCCUUACUUUUUGGUGAAGCAUGAGCCGACCCACUAGCCCGUGCUCGGGGUGCUGUAGAGAGCCUGCUCGGGCCCGCAGCUCGCAGAUUUGAUAAUAACGACCUGCUGCUUUUAAAGAAGGCUGGUUAUGAAUCGCUGGAGGACCUGAAAAUGGCGACCCCCGACGGUCUCGCACGCGCUAAGCUAAGGCCUGCGCGCGCGGAUCUCAUCAUCAGAGCGCAAGCCUCGGCGGCUGGCCUGGGCGUGGGGAGCGCGUCAGGCGCUGGUGACCAGUAUGACAGGCGGUGGCAGGAAGUGAUGUCACCUUCCAGCGCCGACCAUGCAGCGAUGCAGGAGGGGCCGCACCCCAUGGUCUGGCAUUCCCGGCCUUCGGCACUUUCCUGGACGCGCUUUCCGAGCCGCCCACGCAGGGGGAUCUGAUGGCGGCCCACAAGUUAUGCAAGAUGGGUUCCACGGUGUACCCAGACGAGGUGGGGUCUCGGUGGAGUACGGGGCGGCAGCUCCAUAAGCAGACUCUGCGGUAGGACAUAUGGUGACAGGACUAUGUGUUAGGAUAUCUGAAACAUCUCACAUCUGGUGACAAAGCAUGUGCUCCGACCCGUGCAAAGUAUGUCUCGCUUGUGGUUGGAUUGCAUAGUGACCUC